AUGUCGAUCGAGAGCAGCCUGCUUCAGCUUCUCACUCCCACUUCUUAUAUAGGACUAGAUAGUGUUGCUCGUGCUGCGUACAGGCCCAACAUUAUAGAUGACGUUUUCUUCUCUGCCCUCUCCUCUCCAAAGGCCAAAGGAGAGACUGUAUCCCUUUUCUUCGGUAGCUCUUUUGGUUUCCCAAGGAUAGCGAUAGCUGGAGCAAAGCCCGCUUUCUUCUCUCCGCGAAUGAGAGAGAGUCAGAGGAAAAAACACAGUUUUAGGUGGCAAGAGACUUUAGGGCUUGUUGGAGCUUCUGAGCGUAACGAAUCGAAGCCGAAGACGGAUCAAGGUAGCUUGCCUGCCAAGCCGAUAGGCGAAGGGCUGAAGGAUGGAACGUGCAAAGUAGAUCGUGCACCUGUCGUGUGA
Molecule: messenger RNA, 408 nt
Organism: Capsicum annuum
Lineage: Eukaryota; Viridiplantae; Streptophyta; Magnoliopsida; Solanales; Solanaceae
Product: 60S ribosomal protein L2, mitochondrial-like
Exons: 3
Coding region: 1-408 (135 amino acids)
Source: RefSeq, a predicted model, not a curated record